Sphaeroforma arctica JP610 is the source of this 1807-nucleotide messenger RNA. RefSeq lists its product as hypothetical. The record is from RefSeq and is a predicted model, not a curated record. NCBI's taxonomy places the organism in Eukaryota, Ichthyosporea, Ichthyophonida. The transcript is spliced from 5 exons. The coding region runs from base 315 to 908 and encodes 197 amino acids.
CCCCUCUAUUUUUUUUUGAUUCGAAAAUCAACUCGAUAGUCGAGGACUCGAGGCGUCCAGCCUGCCAGGGGCUUCCAGCGAAGAUUUUAGUAUCGUUUUUUUUUAAUAUUCAAAAAAAACAAAACAAAGACAGAAACAAAAAUUGUAAAUAUCGAACUUUUGAAAUAGUAAGUAUGUAUAGGUUUCAAUUUAGAGAAGGGUGUAACUGGUAACAGCUUGUAUCUGUUGCUUCUCAUUUUCACUGCUGUGUAUGUGAGCCUGAUGAGUGUAUGAUUUGUACAAGUCGCAAGUCGUGAACGCACAGUCAGAACGACAUGAUUGGAGGAAUAGAACAUCUUGCCCAGUUGGGCCGCUUCCAUACUCUCAUGGACAGAGCUUUAGGUGCUUUAUGGAUUAAGGGAUCACGAGACUACACCGACAACACGGACGAUGAGCUUCGUACACAGUUAUAUCAAACAGUAUUCGCGAGGUAUAACGAGGAUUUCAAUGAGCAGAUGCAGCGUAUCGAAACAUCUAUGAUUCUUCUUGAAAUUUGGAAACGUAUGAACAAUCAGUCGACUCCAGCUUGGAAAUUACUCGAGACAAAAUGUGCUCAGAAGGUUUGGGAACAUACUGAAAAGCAUCCACGCAUGAGCGACAAGGAUUCUGCCAAGCUGCUUGCGCUAACAAUCAUCACCUUUACCGUGUCCGCCGAACAAAUCCAAUCGAAAAAGGAAAACAUUGGAGAGAGACGUCCGCGGGAGUUCAGACGGAACAAAACGUUCCGAUGUGAGUUGAAAUCAGAGAGCUUGGUCAAUGGUGGGAAUGGAGGGCUUCUUGCUCUGCCGUCAAACGAACAAACUUCAAUCAAAGCAAAACCAGGUCGUACGCGCAAUUUCGAACGCACGCGUCAUCGUUUAGUCAACUAGCAAGGGACAUCUCUCGUCGACGUUUUGAGGUGUUCAAAUCUGUCGAUUGGAAAAAAUAAUUGAUUAUCGUCAACAUAUGCGGACACGUUUGCCGGCAUGACUGAUGACUCGCACACACGCAUACAUUUCCUUUCUGUGGAGAGCCAGUCACGCAAGUCAGCUUUAAUAUUAAUCGUUGAAGAGUUGGAUUGAUAUGUGCGUACCGGAAACUAUGCGUCUCGUACACUUACAUGCGCCCUCACACUCAGCCGUACAUUAUUUGACGACUGCGCAAGGAGACCUGCUUCAGAAAUCACUCAAGGUUACACCCCUGCAGAAUGCCUGCAUGAUCGUGGUGAUAGGCCUCGAGAAGAUACCUUUUGGUCAACAAUGCUUUUAAUUAGUCUACCGACGGACUCAGUUAAAGUAUGAUGUGUGCUUGCCCUAAAUAUUCACAAUGAUUGAAAGGCUUGAUGAUAGCAGCGCGCAUGAAGAGUGGUCACUUCUUUGCAGCAACGCGGUUCAUCGCUGUCAGUCACUAUGCUUCAGCAGUUUAGCCGUGUUGAAACUUUCCAAGUAUGUUCUCGCGUGUUGCCUAUCUGAUCCAGAUUCCAGCGUGCUGCACAAAACACGGGUGAACACACUUAUACAAAAUUUGGUACACAUGCAACGCUGAAGUUGUAUUAUGUUGAACUGGCGCAGAGAAUGUUGGUUUUGAAAGCUGACAGGAUCAGCUGAGCUACAUACGCCCCUAUAGCGAUAGAUCCGAAUGGAAUACUCACAGGAAAGGAAACUCUUUCUACGCAAUAAAGCAAUCAGCCAUUUGGUUGUCCAUCGGUUGUAAAUAUGCACUGAGGUGGUCGUAAGGAAGAUGCCAUAGGCAACUGCUACAGAAUACUACUGAUGAAUUGGGAUAAAGC